AUGAGCCAGACGGCGGUUGCCACUCUGGGCAACAACAACAUGCCGGGCGGGCUGCAGAGGAACAUAGCGGCGCGCGACUGGGGCAACCAGUGCGGCGACGACACGCGCCUCAAGCCCUACCUCGACUACUUCGCGGCCAUCGGCGUCACCCAGAGCGUGUAUGACGUCAGGGUGACGUCAGACAUCCACCUGUUCAUGCUGGACUCGGACUGCAACGAGCCCAUGGGGCGCAACUCGACGUCGCAGCAGGCGGACUGGCUAAAAGGCGCCCUGGCCGCGUCGGACGCGCCCCUGAAGUUGGUACUGCUGCACCACGCCCCAUUCUCUUCCUCUCUCUACGGCUCCGACCCUGAGAUGCAGUGGCCGUUUGAGGAGUGGGGGGCGGACGCCGUCCUCGCGGCCCACGACCACACGUACGAGCGGCUGCUCAACCCUCGAGGCCUUGCCGGCCGUGACGGCUUUCCCUACUUUGUCAACGGCCUGGGCGGCGCGCCGAGGUUCCCCUUCAAGAGUAUCCUGCCUUCCUCCAAAGCCCGCUACAACGGCAAGAACGGCGCCAUGCUGCUCACCAGCCGGGCGGUGACGAGCGGUGACGUCAUCCGAUACGAGCUGGACGUCGCUUUCUACGCUGCUGGCGGCGCCGCUGGCGGCGGGGGCCCUGGAGCGGGCGCAACCGCCGCCGCCCCCCGAGACUGCUACCGGAUCAUCAAGACAAUGGGGGCCUCGCUCGGGGGCGUCACCACCACAUACGCGGCUGGCUGCCCGUCGGCGGGUGACGAGUUCUCGCUACUGACUAAUCGUCUGGCGUUCCUUUCCGCCCCGUCGCCGGGGCAGGCGUGGUCGUACUACGUUGGAGGCAAGCUCCCGCCAACCUCAAAAAGUGGUGCAACCUGGGUGUCUGUGGGCUUCGAUGACUCAGCCUGGCCGUCGGGCCCGGCGCCACUCGGCUACGGCGCGGACCCCCCGGGUGGCUCCGGAUGGGCCACCGCCCUGGCAACCAACACGGCGGCCUCGGGGGCGCGCUAUUACUACCUGCGAGCGCUGGUCUGUCUGUCGAUUGAGGCAGCGGCCCAGCCGACUUGA
Messenger RNA from Monoraphidium neglectum, 1083 nucleotides. RefSeq names its product alkaline phosphatase. The record is from RefSeq and is a predicted model, not a curated record. The transcript has 7 exons. Gene Ontology annotation, molecular function: hydrolase activity. Lineage: Eukaryota; Viridiplantae; Chlorophyta; Chlorophyceae; Sphaeropleales; Selenastraceae. The coding region runs from base 1 to 1083 and encodes 360 amino acids.